AUGGCCUCCGCUUUGCCUUCCCACCUCAAAGCUCCUGCCAGCGAGACCGCCAAUGCUGGCUCGUUCGGUAAGCACCAUGGCAAGUCUCAGUCUCACAUGGCUUUCGAGAAUGCCUCCACCAGCGUUGCUGCUUCUCAGAUGCGCAAUGCUCUGAACGCCCUCUCCGAGACUGUCCCUGACCCCAAUGAGAAGAAGCGUUUCGAGGCUGAGAUGGACAACUUCUUCGCCCUCUUCCGCAGAUUCCUCAACGACAAGGCCAAGGGUAACGAGGUCAACUGGGAACGUAUCGCUCCCCCUCAGCCCUCGCAGGUUGUUGACUACGGUGACCUGGGUGCUGAGGCUAAUGUUGAGUUCCUCAACAAGCUGGCUGUUGUCAAGCUCAACGGUGGUCUCGGUACCUCCAUGGGUUGCGUUGGCCCCAAGUCCGUCAUUGAAGUCCGCGAGGGCAUGUCUUUCCUGGAUCUUUCGGUCCGUCAGAUCGAGCACUUGAACCGCACAUUCAACGUCAACGUGCCCUUCGUUCUCAUGAACUCUUUCAACACCGACCAGGACACCCAGUCUAUCAUCAAGAAGUACCAGGGCCACAACGUCGAUAUCAUCACCUUCAACCAGUCUCGUUAUCCCCGUAUCAUCAAGGACUCUCUCCUCCCCGCCCCCAAGAGCUUCAACGCCCCCCUCCAGGACUGGUACCCCCCCGGUCACGGUGACGUUUUCGAGUCCCUGUACAACUCUGGCACCCUCGACAAGCUCCUCGAGCGCGGUGUCGAAAUCCUCUUCUUGUCCAACGCCGACAACUUGGGUGCCGUCGUGGAUCUCCGCAUUCUGCAGCACAUGGUCGACUCCAAGGCCGAGUACAUCAUGGAGUUGACUGACAAGACCAAGGCUGACGUCAAGGGUGGUACCAUCAUUGACUACGAGGGCAAGGCCCGUCUUUUGGAAAUCGCCCAGGUUCCCAAGGAGCACGUCAACGAGUUCAAGUCUAUCAAGAAGUUCAAGUACUUCAACACCAACAACAUCUGGAUGAACCUCCGCGCUAUCAAGCGUGUUGUCGAGGAUAACGAGUUGCAGAUGGAGAUCAUCGCCAACGAGAAGUCGAUCCCCGCCGACAAGAAGGGCGAGGCCGACCAGGCUAUCUACCAGCUCGAGACCGCCGUUGGUGCUGCCAUCCGUCACUUCACCAACGGCCACGGUGUCAACGUCCCCCGUCGUCGUUUCUUGCCUGUCAAGACUUGCUCCGAUCUCUUGCUGGUCAAGUCAGAUCUCUACCGUCUUGAGCACGGUCAGAUGAAGAUGGACCCCAACCGCUUUGGUGGUGUUCCUGUCAUCAAGCUCGGAUCUGACUUCAAGAAGGUAUCCGACUUCCAGAAGCGUAUCCCCAGCAUCCCCCGCAUUGUCGACCUCGACCACCUCACCAUUACCGGUGCUGUCAACCUGGGCCGCAAUGUUACCCUCAAGGGAACAGUUAUCAUUGUUGCUACUGAGGGCAGCACGAUCGACGUUCCUCCGGGCUCUGUGCUCGAGAACUGCGUCGUCCAGGGAAGCUUGAGAAUCUUGGAGCACUAG
Aspergillus wentii DTO 134E9 is the source of this 1563-nucleotide messenger RNA. It is a transcript of the gene ugp1, whose product is annotated as UTP glucose-1-phosphate uridylyltransferase. The transcript is spliced from 2 exons. Gene Ontology annotation, molecular function: UTP:glucose-1-phosphate uridylyltransferase activity. The record is from RefSeq and is a predicted model, not a curated record. Gene Ontology annotation, cellular component: cytoplasm. Lineage: Eukaryota; Fungi; Ascomycota; Eurotiomycetes; Eurotiales; Aspergillaceae. The coding region runs from base 1 to 1563 and encodes 520 amino acids. Gene Ontology annotation, biological process: UDP-alpha-D-glucose metabolic process; glycogen metabolic process.